AAUACGACAGGGAAAGGGAAUUCCCUCCCCUCUUUCACUUGUAGAGUUAGGCUUGAGAGGCCUGAGCAACGCUUUGGCGCAUGCUCGAAAUUCACCAGCAAGGAGGAGGUGGUGGCGGCGGGGGAAAAUGGCGGACGGCAAAGGCGACGACGUGAAGCUGAAGCGACCGCGACUUGACGGAGGACCUGAAGAAGAGGCAGAAAAACCUGUGAAAACUAAGACUGUUUCUUCCAGUAAUGGAGGGGAAAGUUCGAGUCGCGGCGUGGAGAAACGGGCAGCUGAUGAAGAAACUGAAGACUUCACCGCAAAGCCUGCUCCUGCCAAAAUGUCCAAGUUUGGGUUUGCCAUAGGCACACAGAUUGCAAAGAAACCACCUACAAUAUCCAUCAAACUUGGAGCAAAUAAACCUAAAGAACCUACUCCGACCCUUGCUCCAAAAACACUUUCUGUAGCAGCAGUCUUCAAUGAAGAUGAAGAUAGUGAGCCUGAAGAGAUGCCUCCAGAAGCAAAAAUGCGAAUGAAGAACAUUGGAAGGGAUACUCCAACUUCAGCAGGACCAAAUUCUUUUAACAAAGGCAAGCAUGGAUUUUCUGACAACCAGAAGCUAUGGGAACGAAACAUGAAAAGUCACCUUGGAAAUGUCCGCGAACAAGAUGAAUAAGUUGUGUUUUGAAAUUUGGGUGUUGGGGAAAUGGGAGGGUGUGACAUAAAGGAAUGAUUUCCUUUUUUUUAGAGCGGUAUAAGGCUGUUUUGGGUACCACUUUUAAAGUUUCUAGUGGUCCACAAAAAGCUGAGUUUAAAAGUAGAGGUAAUUUAUGUUUUGUAUACAGAUUUCAAAGCAUUUGCUAAUUUUGUAGCUCCAUGCAAUUAAUUUCACAAGGUUAUGGAAAAUAAAGACAUUGGAAGUGGUA
This is a messenger RNA of Heteronotia binoei (common prickly gecko), 911 nucleotides long. It is a transcript of the gene PCNP, whose product is annotated as PEST proteolytic signal containing nuclear protein. The record is from RefSeq and is a predicted model, not a curated record. The transcript has 5 exons. Lineage: Eukaryota; Metazoa; Chordata; Lepidosauria; Squamata; Gekkonidae. Gene Ontology annotation, cellular component: nucleus. Gene Ontology annotation, biological process: proteasome-mediated ubiquitin-dependent protein catabolic process; protein ubiquitination. The coding region runs from base 128 to 661 and encodes 177 amino acids.